AUGGACGUCGAAAGGAGCCAGCAGAAUAUGAUGACGAAUGGGAGAGGUCAGGAUGGGAUAUUCUUGACUUUGACGCAGCGACAGGAGACGAUUGAUUACUUGAAGUAUAUUCUGAAGUACCGGGAAGGGAAGGUUAAUGGCUCGGACAACGCUGAGAAGGCGACUGCUAGGGGGGCUUUUAAGAGGACGAGGGAGUCUGAUGCAGUAGCCGAGACUAAGUAA
Molecule: messenger RNA, 222 nt
Organism: Perkinsus marinus ATCC 50983
Lineage: Eukaryota; Perkinsozoa; Perkinsida; Perkinsidae
Exons: 2
Coding region: 1-222 (73 amino acids)
Source: RefSeq, a predicted model, not a curated record